Molecule: messenger RNA, 766 nt
Organism: Labrus mixtus (cuckoo wrasse)
Lineage: Eukaryota; Metazoa; Chordata; Actinopteri; Labriformes; Labridae
Exons: 3
Coding region: 100-735 (211 amino acids)
Source: RefSeq, a predicted model, not a curated record
AGUAGAUUGCAAUAUUCUUGGUCUAUGCUACAUUGCAGACUCAACAUUUGAUUGAGUCAUGUUUCACUAUUUUACAGAUCAGCAGUUCUUGAAUAUGGGAUGUGGGACCAGGUCAGGGUCGACCAUGGCCGGGAAUUUUACUUGUCCCUCUACAUGCAGGAGAUGCUGUCUAACCACAGACACAACUUGCAAAGGCAACCAUAUUGCCAAACUCAGUCAACAAAGAAUCAUACGGUAGAGCGAAUGUGGGUAGAGAUAAAUAACCUGGUAAAUUACCUAGUGAAGGAGGCCUUCAUACAGCUGCAGGAUCAGGAAGUCCUCAACAUGGAUGACAACGUGACUAGAUACUGUACAUCUAACCUUACUGCUGAGAUGUGCAAGAUUGGCAUAACAAGAGCUGUACAUGCAUGGAAUGCACACAGAAUCCUAGGCAAAGGAACACCCAAUUGUUUGGCAGCAGGAGGAUGUCCAAAAAAACUGGGAGAGGAGUUGUUGCGACAUGCCUCCCAAGCAGCAGACAUGUACCAGCAGGAUGUUGGCUCUUCACUGACUAGAGUCUCCUGCUUUGGAACUGACCCUUUCUCAACUGAGGAGGACAAAAUAUCAGCAGAACAACUUUUUGCUGAAGAGUACCCUGAUAUUUCAGUUUUAUUAGAUAAUGUGGUAAACUAUAACUUUGUACCUUUUCAAGAUGCAUUGUUGUAUCUGAUAAACAUUACGCAGCAAUAUGCAUGAAUAUGUCAAAUAAAGACAAGUUGGUUCUGGA